Molecule: messenger RNA, 1255 nt
Organism: Tripterygium wilfordii
Lineage: Eukaryota; Viridiplantae; Streptophyta; Magnoliopsida; Celastrales; Celastraceae
Exons: 3
Coding region: 275-895 (206 amino acids)
Source: RefSeq, a predicted model, not a curated record
UGGAACCAUCGCUAACAAUAUCAUGCGCUGUUGAGUCAUUAUCUCCAUCAUCCUUUAAAUAAUUCUAUAACCAGUUUUUUCUUUGUCAACCCCAGUCGCCAAUUACACGGCGACGUAAUUCGUACGAGCCGCAAUACGACAUGCCGGCGCCGCCGAUUUAGUUACCGGGAAUCACCGUCAAAUCUGAAACUUCCCAUCAGGGUUGAAUAAAGGACUGGUGGUUCAGUUGGGAGCUUUACUGAAAGUGUAUUGUGGCCCCAGAUGAGCAGAACUGAUGUUAUUGGCAUUGGAAGGAGGAGGGUUCUUCUCUUCGUCAGCUUCUGGGUAUAGCAGGGGCUUGGCCAUUCUUCUCUUGGGUCAAAAGCAGGAAGACAAACCCAUGAGAGUUAGUCCGUGGAAUCAUUACCAGUUGGUGGACCAAGAACCUGACCCUGAGCUCCAGCUGGCUUCCACGAAGAAUCGGCGUUCCCGCGGGUGUGCUUCCUUUGUCUGCUUUGGUCGCACUUCUGCAGGAAUUGAUGCUCCAUCCCCUCUUAAAGUAGGUCCUACGCAACAGCAGGAUGUCUCGCCAGGGCCUCUUGUUUCGGACAAGGGAAAAGAUCAUUCAACUGAUCUCGUUGAAGAAAACAAUACAAGAAAAAUCUCCCUUAAGAGUAGCAUGAAGAAGCCAUCAAAGAGCAUUCCAAGUCCAAUUCAGGUCACUGAUCAACGUGAGGCAUUUGGUGAAAAGGGUAAUGAUAUCCCUGGUCACACAGAAAGGAGGAAAGUGAAGUGGACAGAUGCUUGUGGUAGUGAGCUUGUUGAGAUCAGAGAAUUUGAGCCCAGUGAAGCGGAGGAUUCAGACGACGAAUUUGAGAAUGGAAAUGAAAGAAGUUGUUCAUGUGCUAUCAUGUAACGGGAUCUUUGCCAAUAUAUCACACGGCUGAACUUUUUUUGACAUGCGAGGAUGCAUCUGGUAGAUAAGAUAACUACUAACAGCGCUCAUUGGUUUCUCCCUGGUUCUACAGAUUUCUUGGCAAAGGUAAAUAUUUUAUCUGGUCCAAGAGAACAUCAUGCUACAUCUAUGAUCUAGCCACUUUUGUUCGACUGUUCCUUUGUCUAGAUUUAAAUGAAGAAUUCAGUCUGUCGUUUGGGCUUCACUUUAUUAUGUAUUUCUUGUAUUGCAUGAUUGCAUUCUCCAUUGUUUCUUGUCAAUUAAUUUUGUAUUAUUCUUUUUGGCAGACUAUUUGUAGUUAAUGGAAUUGUUUUUGGGUUG